AUGAGUACCACAGCACCAAGAAAUCAGCCAGUGACAGCAGCCUGUUGUAUCAUUGGGGACGAGAUUCUGAACGGCAAAACACGCGAUUCUAAUGCUCACUUCUUGGCAAAGUAUUUGUUUGACUGUGGUAUUGAUUUGAAACGAGUGGAGAUUAUUGGUGACGAUUACGAUCAUAUUGCUCAAACGGUAACACGGUUAUCAAGCCAGCACGACCUCGUAUUUACGAGCGGUGGAAUAGGCCCAACACACGAUGAUAUCAGUUAUGAAGCAAUUGCUCGCGCAUACUCUUUGCCACUCAAAGUCGAUGAAGAGACCUGCACAGCCAUGCAAAAAGUGAUGGGUGUCAAAUUCAAGGACUGGAAACUGACUGACGCUCGAAAGCGGAUGGCGACAUUUCCUGCGCCCGCCAAGAUACUACGUACAAGCCCGCACGAAUUAUGGGUGCCAGUGGUGGUCGUCAACGACAAUAUACACAUUCUACCUGGUAUCCCUCGACUCUUUGAACGACUGAUGGCGGAUUUGAAGCCACGGUUUGAGCACAUGGCUUCAGAGCGAGGCGCAGGUGGACGCUAUUAUCGCGUACAAGUAGCUACAAAGAUGUCUGAAGGCGAUAUUGCCAACUUUUUGACAGAGACACAGAAUCGUGUAACCGAUCAGCAUGUCAAGAUUGGCAGUUAUCCCAAGUGGGGAUCAAGCAAGGACGGUGCUCGUGUUGUUGUUAGCAUUGUGGGACGUGACCAGGAGGCCAUCAAAAUCAUUGGAAACGAAGUGCUGGAUGGUAUCAAAGGGUGGCUUUUUGAGCCGGUCAAAAAGGUGGAUCACGUUGACACGUAG
This is a messenger RNA of Zychaea mexicana, 834 nucleotides long. RefSeq names its product MoaB/Mog domain-containing protein. NCBI's taxonomy places the organism in Eukaryota, Fungi, Mucoromycota, Mucoromycetes, Mucorales, Lichtheimiaceae. The record is from RefSeq and is a predicted model, not a curated record. The coding region runs from base 1 to 834 and encodes 277 amino acids. The transcript is spliced from 3 exons.